This is a messenger RNA of Arabidopsis lyrata subsp. lyrata, 2079 nucleotides long. Its product is annotated as vacuole membrane protein KMS1. The transcript has 8 exons. Lineage: Eukaryota; Viridiplantae; Streptophyta; Magnoliopsida; Brassicales; Brassicaceae. The coding region runs from base 503 to 1753 and encodes 416 amino acids. The record is from RefSeq and is a predicted model, not a curated record.
UUUAAUUCGCUUAUUUUGCGGAUGUCCGGUUCAACCGAUCUAACCAAAACCAUGCAAAAUUUUAGGAAGAGUGGAAGACCGUAAUAAUGGGCUUUUAAUAGCCCAGUGAGUGAACUAAUCAAUGACUCUAGACGAAUAAGAGGUUUUUCCUGAGCUCUGUUAACUUUCCGUUUGCGUCUUCUUUCCAUUCUCUGAUUUCCUUACAUAUCUCUUCUGUCUUCUACAAAGACCAGAUCUCUCAUCUGUGUUCUGUUGUUUUAUCUCAACCAAAGCCCACACGUCACGUUACAACAAAUAAAAAAAAACAUUGAUAAAAUCGAAAAAUCAAUCAUUUUUUUGUUUCCAAGCAAUCUAUUUAUCUAUUACCCAUCUCGAAUUCGACCAAACCCAUGUUCUAAUAUCCUUGGAAACAUUGGAAUCUAUGUUAAAAAUCCCUUCUUUAUUCCGUUGAAGAUAUAUAGUUAUUUAGUCGUUGGUGACGCAAUUAGGUUUACACACAGAGAUGGGAUCGGCUGCGGUUGCGAGCUCUUCUUCUGAUGUUGCGAUCUCAGCUCUGCGUGAGAAGCAUGAGAAGGAAGUAGAGAAUCUAACAUUGACGACACAACCUUUGAAUACAUUGAAGUUGUUUGUUGAGGCUACUAUUCAGUACAUCAAGCGAUCGAUAUCGUAUCUUGUGGCUCAUGGAGGAUGGUUUAUACUUAUAACAACUUUGUUAGUGGCAUCUGGUGGUUUGCUUGUCACUGUUGAUGGACCUCAUGGAAAGCAUGUGGAAGAAGUAUUAGAGUAUGUCCGAUAUGGCUUAUGGUGGAUAGCACUCGGUGUCGCAUCUUCUAUUGGUCUUGGAUCUGGUCUGCACACUUUCGUGCUCUAUUUGGGUCCACACAUUGCUUUGUUCACACUAAAAGCAACGCUAUGUGGCCGGGUUGAUCUAAAAUCUGCACCAUAUGAUACAAUACAGUUGAAAAGGGUUCCCUCAUGGCUUGAUAAAUCUUGUUCGGAAUUCGGUCCCCCUUUAAUGAUAUCAGCUGCUGGAUCGCGUGUGCCCCUUACCAGCAUAUUGCCACAAGUCCAACUAGAGGCGAUCUUAUGGGGUAUUGGGACGGCUCUUGGGGAGCUUCCUCCAUAUUUUAUCUCAAGGGCAGCUAGUAUUUCUGGAAGCACAGUGGAUGGAAUGGAAGAAUUAGAUGGUUCCUCAUCUGAGGAUAGUGGAUUUAUGGCGACUUACCUGAACCGAAUUAAGCGUUGGUUAUUAACCCAUUCACAGCACUUGAAUUUCUUCACUGUCUUGGUUCUUGCUUCGGUUCCAAAUCCUUUGUUUGACCUUGCUGGAAUAAUGUGUGGACAAUUUGGAAUUCCGUUUUGGGAAUUCUUUCUGGCGACUUUAAUCGGAAAGGCAAUCAUCAAAACUCACAUACAGACAAUAUUUAUCAUCUGCGUUUGUAAUAACCAACUGCUCGACUGGAUGGAGAACGAGCUGAUCUGGAUACUUAGCCAUGUCCCGGGUUUGGCUUCUAUGUUGCCUGGACUCACAGCCAAACUCCACGCCAUGAAAGAAAAGUAUAUUGAUGCACCAUCUCCUGUUCCAUCUCACAUCAAGGUGAAAAAGUGGGAUUUUUCAUUUGCAUCGAUCUGGAACGGGAUAGUGUGGCUCAUGCUCCUCAACUUCUUUGUCAAGAUUGUGACAGCAACUGCACAGAGACACUUGAAGAAGAAGCAAGAGAAAGAAAUGGCUGCUUUGACUCAUUCAGAUUGAUUAAAUUCCCAACAAUCUUUCUUCCUUAUGCUCCAACAUCAAAACAGACACUAUCCAGAUUUGAGAAGGAUCAACAAACAAAAAUGGCUUCUCAUCUUGUCACAUUGAUUCCUGUGGGACUGUUCUGUAUAGAAAAAGAAAAAAGUUAGGAGGAAUUGGGAUUUAUGAGAUUGCAGGAGGUUUAUUUUUGUUCCUGUGAUUCCAUAGAGAAGGUUAUGUGGGAACAAGAACUGAGAACAGAAGAAAGCAUUAAUUGCUAAUUUCGUACUGUUAUUUAAUUGAAACUAGUGUCAGCUAUUAUUAUGUUCUAUGCUUAGUUCCUGUUA